AGUUGGCAAGACACUCUGGUCAUGAUCUAACUGGCUUAAUGAAGCCUCCUUGUUGGCAUGACCAGUAAAGCCAGAAGGGAGAACAUUUAAGAGAGAACUUCGUCGGCUCAGAGUCCAGGGUCUGUGCAACCACCCGGGAACGGUCAGAACAUAAAAAGGAACCUGGAGGAGAAGUCCGGAAGCAGUGACCAUGGGGACUCACACAGUGCUGGGCUCCGAAGCUCCUGUCCCACUUCUGAAGAUGCUGCCAGCCUGGAUCCAUGCUUCCUGUCCCCAGAAGUGACAGAGCCGAGCAAAUGCCCACAGGAAGCCAGAGGCCCAGAAGGUUCUCCACUGCUCUGGCCACCAGUGCCCUGGGAGUUUGAGUGCCCCCCAGCCUCCACGCCCAUUGCCGAGGGCCCCCCGGAAGGUUGCCUGCCAAGCCCCGGAGCAGCACCUGAAGACUGGCCCCUAAUUCAACACCCCAGGAAGGAACCUUCCCCAAAUGCCCAUGGGGAUGUCCCAACAGUGUUUGUCCCUGAAGGGGACGGUUCUACUCAGUGCAAUGUGGGUGCCAUCGUCCCCAGUGCCCAGGGCAGAGGGAGAGAUCUGAAGGAAGAGGGACGUAAAUUAUCUUCCUCCGGGAGCACUGACCAGUUGCCAGCAAUUUCACCAGCACUUCCUCAAGAGCUGAUGAAGGGACAGCUUUGUGGAGAAGAUGGCCAGCCUGGCAGCUCCGAGUCCCAAGGGAAAGAGGUCGCAGGUGGCCUUCCCCUCGCAGAGUCCAGGCAGGGGGCGGCUUCCGUACCAGCGGCCCCGAAGGCCCCAGCUGCAGCUCAACCAGACGGGGAGAGCUCAGCUGGCCUGGAAGAGCCCCCCACAAAGCCCGAGACCCCGACUCCACAAGAUCCGGCGCCCAGAGCCUCAGACAGAGAAACCUGCCAAGUGGAGGCACUGCCUCAGGCUUUAGCUGAUGACUCGGGACUCCUCGGGGCCUGCCGUCCCACUGGGAACAACUCAGGGGCUGCCCCAGAGGCUGGCACCAAUUCCUGGGAAAGCUGCCAGCAGCAAAAGGGAGCACAUCUGGAGCACCCGGAGCUGCCCUGGGAUUCACCGAGUCCUGUGCUGGCGCCCGGGCCCGGGGGCUCUCGGAAGGAGACCGUGGAUGCCAGCGGGGCUCGGGGACACUUGGAGACAGCGGGGCAGGGAGGCGAUCCCAGUACAGCUGUCUGUGCUGCUGCAGGCAACCGACCCGCAGGGGCUUCGCUUGUGAGCGCCGAGCCUUCCCCACAGGCCCCGACGGAGGAUGCACAUCCACCUUCAGUCUCCGCUUUGCAGCCCGCUGCCGGGGCCUCGGCUGCCGCAGGAGAGCCCGGCUGGUCGACCAGAGAGAUGGUUUCCGGGGCUGCGAUGCCAGUUCUAACAGAUCUGGCCGAAGGGCUGGCAGACGCAGCGUUGACGGGACGGGAGAAGCACACAUCAGAUCUCAGAAAUGAGGGAGAAGGUCUAGAAGGGAGCCCUGGAGAGGGUCCUGACCCUGUGCCCCCGGAGGACAGGGGAGAGCUCUCAACGAGGGACCAUGAAGUCCAACAAGGGGUACCGCCCCCCGCCCCACCCAGUGCAUCAGUUGAAAGUGCCAGAAAGUCACUGGGGCCAAAGGAUGAAGCCAUGACCCCUGAAAGCCCAGCAGUGGCUGAGGAGGAGAGCAGACCACCUGGGGCCAACUCUAGGGGACAGGAAGAAGUCACACAGCCACUGGACGAUAGAGAUCUUGAGAACCCACGGGGAGAGCAACCCGGGGCCUUCCGCCGCAAGCCCGACCCAGAGGUAGAAAGAGACGAGGUUUCAAAGCUAAGCCGUGACGUGGAGAGCAGAGCGCAUUCCGGCACGGACUCAGCACAGCCCCUCAAGAAGGAGGGUCCUGGGCACCCCGACAGGCCUGGCUCUCCAUCAAAAGAUGCAGCUAGGAGCUCGGCGGCCUGUGGGAUGAUGGGAGAAGCCCGCGCGGUCCGUGCCUCUGGCUCCCUGCGCAAGCUCCCUGAGAAGGAUCUCCUCCUGCCCCCUGGGCCGGACGGAACUGGUGAACACAUUCUUCCCGAAGAAGCCGUCUGGGAGGGGCCAGGGUUGCAGACCCAGUGUCCCGACACCCUUCAGGACGUGGGGGGGUUGGAAAGAAUGGACUAUCUUCCUGCUUUAGAAUCUGAGAAAUCAGAUUUCCUGUCAGCUCCUGCUGCAGAGGUCAACCCCAAAGCCCAGGAGGCGGAGAGCACUUCGGAGACAAAGAUGAGGAGCCCCCCAUCUGCGCCGAGGCCCAGCAGCUGUGACGGGGAGGCUUUGCUGACAUCCCCGGGCCAGCCUUGUGGGCUGGGGCGUGAGGCAGCUGGUCAGGAAGUCCAUGCCGAUGGGCCACCCCCCGAGGGGGAGAAUUUGGCAGUGGACUCUGGGCUCGCGAUGCUCAGCCUGGAGCAAGGUCGGCAGGGAGAGCCGCCCUGCCUGGGGGACCCCCGGAUGCAAGGAGCUGCUUCUGAGGGGCCCUCGGUAUCUUCUGAGACCCCUCUCCAGCCCUUGCAAUCAGACCCAGAAGCAUCCAUCUUUGACAUGCUCAGGGAGAAGCCCCAGCACGGUGAACGUGAGAAGGAGACUUACCCAGGGGGUCUAGGUUUUAGGAACGUGGGCUCAGAGGCUCCUCAAAUACCUGCGGGGCCUCUGGAGGAUGCGUGCUUGCCUCCGAAUGGAACAGAGGAGCAGGCUUCCGGAUCAGAGCUUCAACGUGCGCUCCCCAAAGACGGUCUGUGCGAUGCUCCAAGUUCAGCCCCCAGGGACACGGUUCCAGAAAGUCCUGCGACCGAGCAGCCAGAGUCAUCAGCACCAACGGGACUGAUGCUAGGGCAGGGUGAGCAAGAGGAAGCAUGCGGUGGCAGUCUGCCCGCCGGGGACUCGCCUCCUGCGGCAGACACCUUGAAGGAUUCCCCUCCUGCGGGCCUCUUGAGCGGAAGGGAGAAUUGCUGUGCCGAGCAGGGGCUGAACAAGUCCCAGCAGGAGCCGGCGGGUGUGUUGAAAGCCAGCAGUCAGCAUGAAGAAGCAUGUCUCAGUGAUGCAGGAGCUUCAGAAGCCGCGGACGCUCAGCCCCCGCUCCGGGGGUUGGGUGAGACGGAGCAGGCAAGUGGGAACACAGCGGGGACCCCACCUUGUUGGCCUGACUCAGUAGCUCUCCUGGAUGCAGCUCGCGGGCCGCCGGCCGCCCUUGGCGUCACACCCACCCGGGAUGCCCCGGACAGAGAGGCGAAUGGUGAAACCCGGGCGGGCAGGCAGCAACCAGCGCCGGCCCCACCGAAGGGAAUGGAGCUCCCCAUAACCUCGGAUGCAGAGGCCCAACGGCUUCUUGGAAGGUUCCCCGCGGCUCAGGAUCAAGGUGCUGAUGGUGGGGCUGCUGAGGCCGGUGGGCAGGCUGAGGAGGGAGACCUGGGGGUCCAGCGGGCUCUGGAGGGGCCAGCGGAAGCUGCUGUGUGGGGCGGCUGCCUUCAGACUGAGCAGCGCGCCUCCCCUGGGAAGGAAGCCUCUACCUUUGCCCUCGGUGAGCCCUGCCGAGCAGAACAGCUUUCGGCCAGCUCCCGGGAUGCCUUGCUCGCAGCCAGAGAGCUGGGUGCCAUUCCCGGGAGCAAGGUGGAUAUUUCUGCAGCCCAGGCUGUCCGCAGCCCAAAGAAACCCCUGCCACCGGGGCCACCAGAAGAGGCUGUGCCCGGCACUCCCUACCUGGAUAUUGAUGGUACUGCUGGGAAGGGGGCAGAACCUUGUGCCGUAGAAGAGUCUCCACUUGCCUUGGAGGAUGCUACCCCCAGGAAGAUUUCUGCCGGCUUGCUGGCCUCGCUCUCACAACCAGGAGCGGGUGGCGAAAUCUCUGUGGUGCAAGCCGGCAGCGGAAGCCCCAAAGCCGGAAACUUUGAGGGACCUGCGGGCUCCGUCCCCUACCUGGACAGGAUGCCGCUUCUGACUGAGAGUAAGCAGGUGACAGGGGAGGAGGGGGCAAGAGCGCCCGGCGCAGGCACCAAGCCCGGGGAGAUGCCAGCACGCCCUGCCAGUGAGGGAAGCGUGGCAGGUGAUGCAAGGGAGACAGAGGACAGCAGGGAGAGGAUGGUAGAACCUUCCAAGGAUCCAAGGAGGGGCGCGUCAGGUGGCGUGGACGCAAGCUCCAGGCAGACCGGCAUGAUCGCUGGGCUCCCUGACUUCAGGGAGCACAUCACCAAGAUCUUUGAGAAGUCUGUGCUCAGAGCCUUGACCGCCGAUCGGCCCCAGAGUGCAGCGGGAGAAAAGGCAGGAGCCCAGGGGAGUGUGCGGGGUGAGGACCUCGCAGGGCCACACCCAGAGAGGCCUCCAGACGGGACUCAAGGAGCGGUCAUCGCCCCUCUCCCCGCCCUUCCUGCUGGACUCGGGGUGGGCACAAGGGAAAAGAAACAAGAGCUGCCUACGGAGGCUGAGGUCUCCUGCCUGGUCCCCCAGGACCCCGCUCCAGGAAAGCUGCGGGGUCUGGAGGCACCAGCCGCAGAGCAGAACCUGUCCGGUGCCAGCGUGGGGAAGGAAAUGGCUGGUGUCCCACAGAUGGUGGAGGACAGUGAGAAGCCAGAGGGGGCUGGGGAGGCUGAGCCGGGGCUUGGGGGCCAGGCCCACUCACAGCAGGGGGGCGCCCAGAGGGAAUUAGCUUCUGGUCUCUCCUCUCCGGGAGCCGUACCGCACACGCCUGUGGAAAAGGCUGCUGACUUCCAGGUGGUUCCCCAGAGCCACGGAGGAGGGGCCUCAGCUCCAGACGACAGAAUUCCUCCUGGAGUGUACCACCAGGAAGCGGCCACCGGCGACAGUCAGCCCGGAGAGGAUGACGGCGCCUGGGGCUUUGCUCACACAGGGGGUCCAAGUGGCAUGCCCGUGUUCACCUGUGCCCUGGGAGCGUCUUCUCCCCGUGGGGAGAUUGUAGCCGAGGCCAUCGGCACACCCUGGCCCCCCGACGCGCUUGGGGGUGGUGCCAGGAUCUCAGAAACGCAAAAUGCCCCAGAGCCACAGGCUGGAGAAGCAUCAGCCACUCCCCUGGAGCCCAGCACGGUGGCAGGAGCUGCUGGGGAAGCAGAGGGUGACGUCACUCUGAGCACAGCACGUCACUCUGAGACCAGGGCACGUGUGUCUGGUGACCCGCCCGAGACAGGUGCUCCAAGGAUGCUCUCGGGUGCUGCUCCUGGGCCAGCGCUGCCAGGAACCGGCGGGGCCCCGGGCUGCUCUGUUGGGGCCCCGGGCACGGAGGACAGCCCGGACAGCCCGUCUGUGCACCAGCAGGCUGAGGGGUGGCCGGGCCCUGAGCCCCCCAUCCCUGCUGGGGGCGGGAAGCUACAAGUCUCCUCACCUCCAGAGCCUGAGGGACCUCGGGACCCGCAGCUGCAAAACCAGGCCCCGGGAGCGCUCCACGCUGAAAGAAAGAGCCCCAGGCCCGAUCCAUCCACCUUACUUUCAGUUCCCGAGAAGGAGGCUCCAAACGUCCCGGGCAACGUCGUUUCAGACGAGGCCAGAAGUGUGGGAGGAGCAGAAAGGUCAGUAAAAAGGUAUCAGCCUUUGGAGAACCAAGAGGCCUUGCUUUGGCAGACACAUUGGGUGUUUUGCAGGGGAGAGAUCUGCUGACACACGAGUCCUUAUAUAAGAAAGAAGCAAACAGCCUUUCCCAUUCUUUAUACAGGUGAAACAGUGCCCAAGAUGACUGAGGGCUGCAUUGUUAUGAACAGGAUGGAGUGAAUUUCACAUCUGAGUUUAGUACCUUAAAAAC
This is a messenger RNA of Panthera uncia (snow leopard), 5779 nucleotides long. RefSeq names its product transforming acidic coiled-coil containing protein 2 (gene TACC2). NCBI's taxonomy places the organism in Eukaryota, Metazoa, Chordata, Mammalia, Carnivora, Felidae. The transcript is spliced from 4 exons. The coding region runs from base 673 to 5637 and encodes 1654 amino acids. The record is from RefSeq and is a predicted model, not a curated record.